GGUAAAAUAGCGGUUUCCAUGGUAACGCUGUAGGCAAAGCAGCAUUGCACACAAACGCUGCUUUAUCAGGCAUUACAGGCAUGUAAUCACCUUCACCGCGUCACGCAAAGGAGGGGUUUGGAAAAAACGAAUUGUUAAACGAAUCAUUUGGGAGUCGUUGAGCAAGUAAGGUGCGCGUGGGGACAGGGAAAGAGACGUGCCAUCAGCUACUCGACAACUACUAACACUUCGUUUGGGUUCCACAGCAUACAGUUUUGUUUGUUUGUUUGUUUCUGCAACAAUGCUCAAAUCAUGUGAAUACUUCUGAACCUGAACAGUUUUGUGGAAUAUGAUUUCUCUGAUGUGAAGAACAAAGUCCUGUGGAAUAAUUUGCCGGAGUUUAUGCAGAUCCUCACUAAACGCUACAGUUUACAGGAGUGAUUACACAAAGGCUCCAGAUGUGAUCUAAUUGCAGUGAAUGGCCUAACAGGAAAUACAAUGGCUAAAAUCUGCACAGAACAAUCAUACCCCUCACAAAGAUCCGCCUUCACUCCUGAACCAGCUAUUGAAUGGAUCGAGAGAGGGGAAAGUGAUCAGCCUCCCUGUGGACUAAUGAGCAGGAUGUCCCAUUUCAUCCUGAGGUCUGGAGGAAGAUCCACCAAAUGUAAAGCUUCAGAAUGCAGUGAUUCAGUUAUGAUAACAGAGGAGUCUGAAGACAUGGCAGAGCAAAUGGAUGCAUCAUGCGACGACACAGGACAGGACCAACUGCGCAAGAGGAAUUUCAACAACAAUGCAAAUCACUGGCCUCUUGCAACACUGAAUAUGAACAACUGCAACAAUACAGAUGACAAAAAGGAUGACAGGGAGAUAAAGAAAGAUGAUAAGAAAGAAGAACCAAAAAAGGAUGAGAAGAAAGAUGAAAAGAAAGAGGAGAAAAAAGACGAGAAGAAAGACGAAAAAAAGGAUGAGAAAAAAGAUGAGAAAAAAGACGAGAAAAAGGAUGAGAAAAAAGAUGAUAAAAAGAAGGAAGAGGAGAAACCAAAACACGUUUGGAUUAUGGAUCCAGCGACAGAUAUGUACUAUCACUGGUUGACCAUUGUAGCAAUACCUGUCUUCUACAACCUAAUGAUGCUUGUUACCAGAUCCUGUUUUAAUGAACUGCAAGACGAUUACACCAUCUUAUGGAUAGUUUUGGACUAUUCAUCCGAUGUCAUCUACUAUAUUGACACAUUUGUGAGAUCAAGAACAGGUUUCUUGGAGCAAGGCUUGCUAGUGAGAGAAUCUAAGAAGCUGUGGGAACACUACAAAAAGUCACCGCAAUUCAGAUUUGAUGUGGUCUCCAUGAUACCAACAGACAUAUUGAUGCUGAAAGUGGGUUACAACAAUCCCGAACUGAGAUUCAACCGGCUUUUCAAAAUGGCUCGUCUUUUUGAGUUCUUUGACCGCACUGAAACCAGAACCAACUUCCCCAACAUCUUCCGAAUCAGCAAUCUCGUCCUGUACAUCCUUAUCAUCAUCCACUGGAAUGGCUGCAUCUUUUUCGCCAUCUCAAAAACAAUCGGCUUUGGGACGGACACUUGGGUUUACCCCAACAUCAGCGACCCUGAGUUUGGCCGCCUUGCCAGGAAGUACAUCUACUGCUUGUACUGGUCCACUCUCACACUCACCACCAUCGGAGAAACGCCACCGCCUGUCCGAGACAUUGAGUAUUUAUUUGUCGUUUCUGAUUUUCUCAUCGGCGUGCUCAUUUUUGCCACCAUUGUUGGUAACGUCGGUGCCAUGAUUUCCAACAUGAAUGCAUCCCGCGCAGAGUUCCAGGCCAAGAUUGACUCUAUCAAGCAGUACAUGCAGUUCCGAAAGGUCACCAAAGAUCUGGAGGCCCGUGUCGUGAAGUGGUUCGACUACCUUUGGACUGAACAGAAGACCUGCGAUGAAAAGGAAGUGCUCAAGAACCUCCCAGACAAGCUCAAGGCGGAGAUCGCCAUCAACGUGCAUCUGGAAACCCUUCGGAAGGUGCGUAUCUUCCAGGACUGCGAAGCGGGUCUUCUUGUUGAGCUGGUGCUUAAACUUCAACCACAGGUUUUCAGUCCAGGUGACUACAUUUGCAAGAAGGGAGACAUUGGGCGGGAAAUGUACAUUAUCAAAGAAGGCAAACUAGCUGUGGUGGCGGAUGAUGGUGUCACGCAGUUUGUGGUGCUCAGCGAUGGUGCUUACUUUGGUGAGAUCAGCAUCCUUGGCAUCAAAGGAAGUAAAGCCGGUAACCGCAGGACUGCUAACAUACGUAGCGUGGGAUACUCUGAUCUGUUUGCGCUCUCGAAAGAUGACUUAAUGGAGGCGUUAACUGAGUACCCAGAAGCCAAAAAGGCGUUAGAGGAGAAAGGUAGGGCUAUUCUGAUGAAAGACAAUCUCAUUGACGAGGCUGCGGCUAAUGCUGGUGCAGACCCGAAGGAUCUGGAGGAAAAGGUCACUGUCCUGGAGACCAAUCUAGAUGUGAUGCAAACCAAAUUCGCUCGUCUUUUGGCAGAUUGGACAUCCAGCCAGAACAAGAUCAAACAGAGGAUCACCAACAUGGAGGCCAGAGUGAAGACUCUUAGGGAGGAGGAUUUGUCCGAGGUCGUGGAGGAUAAGAAGGACAAAUAGUUCUACGCCAAAAUAGACUGACUUUACACUAUGUCUCAGGAUUACUGAUACACAUUUACCCAUAUAGAGGAAUCUGGCAUCAUUUGAGAGGAAUUGCUUGAUCUCAAAGUAGUACAGCAGCAACGUGUACUAUUUAUAGAUGAUUCAGUCAGAGACUUGGCAUUUCACAAGACCUAAUCUAAUUUGUGAAGGCAUGUAAACAAUGACAGAUCAGACAGUUUCAGCCUCACUAAUGCAGGGUCGUCUUCAAGUAAUUUCGGACAACAAUGCGCCAAGAACAUGCUUAUGUUUUUGGGCAUUUUGGGUCCUGAUGCUGUUGCUAUUAAGUAUUGCAGUGUCUGAAUUUCAGGUAGUGUGAUUCCUAAACUUAAUUUUAGGAGGGUUAUUGUGCAGCUAUACUCUCUGUGAGAUGUCAUGCUGCAAGUGAUUUUGAACCAGCUUUGGUAAAUACACACAAUAUCCUUCAGUUUUGUUGCAAUUUUCGAAGAAGUUCUCAGC
Messenger RNA from Onychostoma macrolepis, 3117 nucleotides. Its product is annotated as cyclic nucleotide-gated channel cone photoreceptor subunit alpha. Gene Ontology annotation, biological process: monoatomic cation transmembrane transport. Gene Ontology annotation, cellular component: intracellular cyclic nucleotide activated cation channel complex; plasma membrane. The transcript is spliced from 10 exons. Lineage: Eukaryota; Metazoa; Chordata; Actinopteri; Cypriniformes; Cyprinidae. The record is from RefSeq and is a predicted model, not a curated record. Bases 478 to 2619 code for a protein of 713 amino acids. Gene Ontology annotation, molecular function: cGMP binding; protein-containing complex binding; intracellularly cGMP-activated cation channel activity.